Messenger RNA from Symbiodinium natans, 7125 nucleotides. Lineage: Eukaryota; Dinophyceae; Suessiales; Symbiodiniaceae. The record is from the annotation of a GenBank genome assembly.
AUGGCCCCGAAGCCGAAAGAAAGACCACCGCAGGAAAGAGGCCGAUCACCUGUGAGAAAAGAAAAGGGCCGCAGGAAGGGAGAAGAGAAAGGAAAGGAAGGAGCAGGAAAGGCCAAGAGCUUAGAAGCCAGGGACCGGAGUGAGCCGCCGGCUGCCUCGGCCGCGGCUAACCCGAGCCCUGGGCCGGUCGUAGCACCGAAGCUCGAAGGGGUGCCUGAAAGCGUCCGGCUCCUUGCGCAGAAAAGGGCCAACAGACUUGUGGCCGAAGGUGCGGAAGAAAACUGGAGAGAAGCUCCGACGUUGAGCUACAGCCAAAGGUUAAUGGCUGCAAAGGAAGCGUCGCGAGGAAUGAGAGGGAGCGUGGUACAAGCUGUUUACAGAAACACGCUUCGACGCAACACAGGCCUAGAUGAAACCUGCAGCAGCUGCGACGACCGACAGAAAAGAGCCAAUAGUGUCGUUCGUGCUUUUGCACGAGCUUCAGUUCGAAGAAUAAGGGAAAGGCUUGCUGCAAAGAGAGAAAAGAAAGAAGCUAAGGAGAAGAAAAGAAAGAUGGAGAAAAGCGAAGACGAAGAAAGCCUCUACGAGUGUGAAGAUGACCUGAUAGAGGUAGAAAAGGGCGUCGAAGGAGACGACGAAGGCACCAGCGACCAGGAGGCCGACGAUGUGGCCACCACCCUUGCGCAGGAGCUCAGCCCGCAAGAGGAGCCAGAGGAGCCUGAGGAAAAGAAGCCUGAGAACCUCCCAGGCCAAAGGACCGUGGGCUCAUCGAGCUCAAUGAUGAUGCACCGUGUGGUGGAAAGCCUGGAGUUGGGAAGACUGUGCCAUCGAAGGGACGAGCUGCAGUUGCAAGCCGAGACUGCCGAGGAUCCAGACACCCACGACCAGGCCGAGGAAGAACUGAAGAAAGUGCUGGAGCGGAUUAAGGACCUUAAGGGCUACAUCCGCUCGAGUGACCAGAACAGACCAACAAAGCUCACCGAAGCCAACCGGACGGAUAGCUCGUUCCACGACAUCCGUUACUACAAGGCCUUGGAAGCUGGGGUACACCGGCGAGUGGCGUGGAUGCAAGAAAAGAAGAGGCGUCGAGCCACUCUCUUUCGAAUGAGGACAACAGCAGAGAGAGCUGAAAAGAAAAGGGAGCUAGAAGAAAGAUGGCUGGAGGAGUUUCGAAACCGAGGCGAAAGAAAAGACGAGGACUACCAAGAUGCAGACAACGAGAAGUUAGAUGCAGAAGGCAUCGAGACUGAGGUGUUGCUUCCAGGACAAAGCUCGGGAAGUGUGAAAGUUGCAAAGGGAGCAAAAGCAACAGAGAAGAAAAGAGUCAGGAAGGCCCUGACCAAAGAGGAACUUGAAAGGUUCAAGGAGGAGCUGAAAGAAGACGAGAUAGCCCUCCUGAACAAGCCAAAGGCUUCAAAGAGUACCAACCCGAAGGGGACCCAAAGGUCGAAGGAAGCCUUGGCACGGAGAAAGGCCAACCAAAGAAAGAAGCAAAAGGAGGUGAGGAAGCAACAGCAGAAGAACGUAGAGACCCUCCAGACCGCUCCAAAGAAAGAAGUAAAGCAGCAGCAGAAGAACGUAGAGACCCUCCAGACCGCUCCGAAGAAGGAAACAGAACAGCGUAAGGGCACGGAGACUCCUCAGGCUGCUUCGGCCGAGGAGGCUCCAAGGGCAAAGACAAAGCCCGAGGUGAAGCCCAAAGCUGGCCCGGCACAAAGACCCCUGACGAUCGCCAGGGCGCCCCCGGUGGCCAAGGCAAAGGAAAGCCAAGAGCUUCUGCGCAAGCAAAUGGCGCAGCGGCGAGCCGCAAGUGAGGCAAUGGCGUCGAACGCUAAGGCCCUGGGGAACACGCGCUGCUACGCCAGGAAGCCAGGUGGAGCCGGGCACAGUGCAAGUGACAAGGUCACCUGGAACUUGGACACGGGAGCCGCCGCAAGCGUGGUACCCACGGACCUGGCGAAAACACUCGGCGAAAGCGUGGCAGGAGGAGAAGUGAGGUUUAAAACAGCCUCAGGAGAACUCCUGAACUCACAAGGAAAGGUGCAACUGAAGGGCUUAAACGAGUCCUACCGCAAGGUCGCCGUGACAGCGCACGUUGCGGAUGUGCAUCGACCUCUAGCUGCCGGGAGCAGCGUCGCCAAGCACAGCCUCAUCGUGCUUGACGAGGAUGGAGGAGUGAUGGUGCACAAGAACACUCCAGCGUACGACAGGCUACGCAAGGAAAAGGGAGUGUACGUUUUCCACCAGUGGGCUGCGAAGCCCAAGACCCCUUUUGCGGGGCAAGGCGAAGAGAAGGAAGGAGACGGAGUCGAAGUUGCAAAAGCCAAAGUUGCCAGAAGUCCGAAAGACCCCACGAGGGAGGAGGUCGAGGAACACCUCGCCACUUCGCACGCAGUGCACCGGUCCUGGUGUGGACACUGCGUGAGGGCUAGAACCACGCUGCAUCGGCAUGGUUCCGCCCGAGAUGAAGACGAGGAAGAAGGAUCACUACCUGUGGUCGCAAUCGACUACUUCUGGUACAGCGAAGAAAAGAAGGACACUGCUAACUUGCAAGUCAAAGACAGCAAGAGCAAGUGCGUGUGGGCCUCCGCGGUCCCACAGAAAGGAGCAGACGACUACGCAGUUAACUUCCUGAUCAAUUGCCUGAAGGAAACGGGGUACCAGCGUCUGAUCUUGAAAUCAGACAAUGAAAAUUCCAUCAAAGCCCUGAAGGAAAAGAGAUGGCACCCAAAGACUGCGCGUACCUUGUCCACGUGUCCACCAACACAACAAGUCCCCGGUCGGCGCCUGAUUACUGCGUCGGGAGUGACUGUCUACCAUCCGGCUGCCUUGCUGCUGUGCGUCCCGACUUCUACGUUGGCAGCGCCAGUCACUCCUCACAUGCUCCAGCGAGCAUACCUGGCGAAGGCGGACACCGAUUUGCGUGUCGUGAUUGGGGCCAUGUUGGUUGCGCCUUUCAUUGCACAGCCGCCUGGCAUUGUGAUGGGGCUUGUGAAGGCUGCCGUCAAGGCUGAAGUGCGGGGAAUUGAAAUCGUCCUGCAAGAGGGACCUACUGGCGACAAACAAGCCAAUGGACUGGCUGAAAUAGCUGUGCGAGAAACAAAGCGGCAGUCGCGUGCUUUGUUCAGCGAGCUUGGAGAGAAGUUGGGUAAGAUAGAACCAUCUCAUCCAUUGCUCUUGUGGCUGUCCAGACACGCCACCUUCUGCUUGAGUCGGUUCAAAAUUGGCGAUGACGGGAGAACCCCGUACACGAGGCUGACAGGCCGAAAGUGGAAAAGGCCAAUGGUCCAGUUCGGAGAGAGAGUGUGGUUUCGACCACUGGAAGCCUACCGCAAGGGCGGAGACCUGGAAACCAAGGUACUUGAGGGCCUAUACGUGGGCACCCAUGGAAGGAACGCAGACGUCCUCUGCAUGACAGAGACUGGUGUGUACAAGGGCACCAGUGUGAAGAGGAUGCCCGAGGGACAAAGAUGGAAGAAAGAAAAUUUCGACAAGUUGUUGGGAGCCCCGCGGAAAUUGAGACCCAACCUAAGGGACAAAGAAGAUGUGGACACCACAGUGGUGAUCAAGCUUCCUGAAAGCAAAGAAAAGCUUACUCCGAUUCCAAGAGAUUCAGGACCAAGAAAUUUCUACGUGAGAAGAAAGGACCUGAAGAAGCCGGACGGGAGUGACGACUUCACUCCGGGAUGUCCUGGUUGUCACGCAAUCAUGUUGGGACUUCCGGCGGUCACACAUGACCCACAUUGUAGAGAGCGCAUUCGAAAGAAGAUUGCGGACACGGAGGAAGGACAGCUGAGGCUGGAAGAUGAGAGGAAGAGGAAGGCCGAAGGCGAGAAAACACCAGGUGCCACAGGAACCAAGGAAUUAAAGGUCAGUGGAGAACCAGACCCAGAAGACAUGGAAGUCUCUGCAAGAACCGCGACUGGAGGUGAACCUCCUAGUUCGCCGAAAAGAAAAGACAGCACAGUAUCGGGCACACCUGAAACAAAGCGAAAGAAGGAUGCCGAGAAGAGAGGCACGCGAAGAGAAAGCUCCACGACAAUUGAUGAUCUGUACCAUGAAGGGGAAGAGAGCGCCGACCCUCAGACUGUUUCGGUCGAGGGAGCGCCAACUCCUAAUGUGCAGAUAGGAGGAGGAGGGGCAACGCCCUUGGACGAUGUCACUACGAAGCAAACAAACAUGCUUCUGAAGAAAGUAGCCGAAGCUUACGAGGGGUACAUCCUUGAACUAGAAAGGGAAAGAGACACUGGCGAAGCCUGGAACCUGGAGAAAGACUUGCUCACGUUACAGGCCACACUUACGCGUGAAAACACCUACCUCUUGAUAGGUGAUGGAAGGAAACCGCUGUCUGCAGCCGUCGAGCUAUACUCCUUCCAGAAAGAAAGAGGGAAGUACUUCCUGCAUGAACAAGUGGGAACCAAAGAACGAAAGCAAUCGAAGCAAGUGGAAAGAUUCCUAAAGGAAGACGGUGUGUACAAGAUACACACGGAGUGCAAAUUACAUGAAGAAGGAGGCUACAGAAGAAAACCGGUGACGUGGAUCACCAACAGCAAGGACAUAGCCGAGAGACUACGACCAGUGAAGACGAUGGAAAGGAGACCACGACAAAUGCACAGCAUUCUCCAGAUCAGUGCCAUCGUGGGAGGCCUCAAGGCCCAGAUGGAAUCUGAUGGAGAGAUUGAUGAACAUGUCAGUGCCGUCGGCGCAGGGCCGACGCCGCACGAAAAGGAAGACCACAAGGAAGAAUACUACGAGGGAUGGUUUCCUGAAACGGAAGACCAAGAGGUGGUCUACGACUCUGUAACAGGAGUUCAGUUGGAACUUGAGAAAGUGCUAAAAGCGAGGAGAGAAGAACUGGACUGGGUACACAAAGCCCAGGUGUACACCAAGGUGCCACUCGAGGAGUGUCACAACGAAACUGGAAAGGAGCCCAUCACGUUGAAGUGGGUGGACCGGAACAAGGGAGACCAGAUCAAAGAGAACUAUCGAAGCAGAUUGGUUGUACGAGAAAUCAAGAAACAACAUGGAGCACUACCAGUGCAUGAAAGCACAAGUUCAAUGCCUCCACUCGAGGCAGCCAAGCUACUGUGCAGCUUGGCGGUUUCUCGAAAGACAAGCAAACGAGGCAAGCCACUCAAGCUAGCCUUGUACGACAUAAGCCGAGCACACUUCUACGGAGUCGCAAAGCGAAAGAUCUUCGUUACACUACCACCUGGAGACGAAGAACCAGGAAUGUGUGCGUUAUUGCUCAAGAGCAUGUACGGCACAAUGGAUGCCAGCCAUGUGUGGCAAAGCGAUUACAGUGAACUCCUAAGCUUACAUUCGUUCACCACCGGAAAGGCAUGGCCGUCAGUCUUCAGACACAGCGGGGAAGACCUGACCCUGCUUGUACAUGGAGACGACUUCUUCGUUUUAGGGGAUGAUGAAGGCCAAAGCUUCAUGAAGGAAGUGCUCAAGAAACGUUACGAGUUUCGCACCGAUGGAUACAUGGGAAUGGAUGAGUCUGACGACUCUCAUGUUACCGUGUUGAAUCGGUUGAUCACAUUGGACAAGAAGAGUGGAACGAUUACCUUUGAAGCCGACCCACGGCAUGCAGAGAUGAUUGUUAAACAGCUUGGGCUGGAAUCGGCCAAGGCUGUUGCUACUCCCAACGAGAAAAAGAAACUAACAGACGUGUUGGCAGCAAAUGGCCUGCCACCAGUCAAUCGGGAACGUGCAACGUUCUACCGAAGCUUGGUGAUGAGGGCACAGUUCCUUGCACAAGACCGAGCUGACCUGAACGAGACAGUUAAGUGUCUUACACGAAAGAUGCAGAACCCUACGGACCAAGAUCUUUCAGAUCUGAAGCGUUUGGGACGCUACUUAAAGGGCAGACCAAGAGUCCAGACUAGAUUCGAAGCGCAGAAGAUGCCUGAGAAGCUCACUGUUUUCUGCGAUUCAGAUCAUGCUGGCUGCCUACUGACCCGACGGUCUACGACAGGGUUAGCUGUAAUGUUCGGAAGACACUGUGUUAAGCACAGCAGCAACAUGCAAUCUACCGUUGCUCUUAGCAGCGGGGAAUCGGAAUACUACGCAGCCACGAAGGCAUGUGCGUUGGGAAUGUCUAUCCAAGCGUUGCUGGAAGACUGGGGAUAUCCAGUACGACUGGAAGUCCGAACAGACUCCACGGCAGCGAUUGGUACUGCAAGCCGGAGGGGACUCGGCAAGCAGCGACAUGUGCAAACCAGAUUCCUUUGGUUGCAAGAGAAGAUUGCUGACAAAAGAGUGUUGCUGAAUAAAGUGCACACUCAAAGCAACAUUGCCGACUUGAUGACCAAGCCAAUGACCAGGGAAAGCUGUGAGAAAUUAAUGUCGUUCAUGAACCAAAGGCCUUGCACCUCUUCUACGCCAUGCCUGCAUGGCGUAGUCAGCUUCAACGCGGCGAUGAGCGCCGCGGCCACGUCGGCGUUGUGGCCUUUGGCCAUCCACCUCCUUGCCCGCCUUGAAGAGGAGAGGCUUCCGCCGACGGACGUGACCUUAAACUCAGCCCUUGACGCCUGCGCUCGAGGGGGUCAGUGGGAGCUCGCCCUUUCCUUGCUGGAUGCCGGGCAUGCGGAUGUGGUAAGCUGCGGCACUGCCAUCAGUGCCUGCAGCCUGCAGAGCCUGUGGCGGCAUUGCCUGGAGUUGCUGCAGGAAAUGCCCAGGCGGAGCGUGGCGCGGAAUGUCGUGACCUUCACCAGCGCCAUCAGCGCAUGCCACAACUGCAGCCAGUGGCUCAUGGCCCUGUCCCUCCUCGUCUCCAUGGCCGAUGCGGCAGCGGAGCCGAACACUGCCACCUACAACUCGGCGAUUGCGGCCUGCCACGACGCGGAUCAGUGGGCGCAGGCCCUGCACCUGCUCUUCGUCAUGCACGCGACCGAGGUUGCCGUGGACGUUUCCAGCUAUUCCGCAGUGAUCAGCGCUUGCAGAUGGACCCUGUCACUCGCGCUUCUAGAGGACAUGGAGCAAGCCAAGGUCGUGCCCAAUGUCGCCAGCUUCCGGGGAGCACUUCAAAGUGCCAUCCGUGCUGCACACUGGCAGCAGGCUCAGCCGUUGUUCGCCAAGAUCGCCGCUGUGGAGGUGGAGCUCUCUCUUCUGCAGGGCUGA